This is a messenger RNA of Macrosiphum euphorbiae (potato aphid), 1410 nucleotides long. The record is from the annotation of a GenBank genome assembly. Lineage: Eukaryota; Metazoa; Arthropoda; Insecta; Hemiptera; Aphididae.
AUGGCUGCAGUAUUGGAUGACGUAAAGUCAAAUGUAUUAAAGAAGACUGAAGAAGUGUUCGACGAUGACGAACAAGAAGAAGAUGUUGAAGAUGGACCGACGGUCACAAAGAAAAAGAGGAAACGAAGGAAGAAGAAGGCACAAACAAACGAUGAUGGGACAAAUACAAAAGAAAAAGAUGAAGUAGAAAAAGAAGUGACUAGUGGUGUAACCAAUAUUAAUAUGGACGAUGAAGCCGAAGCCGAGAAAAAAAAGUCCAGACGCCGUGCAAAAAAGAAGGAAACCAAGGUCGAAGAACCAGAGUCAAAAGAAAAAAAGCAAACUGAUCCUCCAUCUGUCCCUAUACACGAACUCUUUCCAACAAGUGAGUAUCCUGUUGGACAAGAAGUUGAAUAUGAUGGCCGUAUGGGUAAACAGCGAAUAACAAGUGAAGAGAAACGAGCAAUAGAAAGUUCCAAGUAUGAUGAUUACAAUGAUGCCAGGCGGGCAGCUGAAGCUCAUAGACAAGUACGAAAACAUAUUCAAAGCUGGGUAAAACCUGGAAUGACUAUGAUUGAAAUUUGUGAAGAGUUAGAGCGAUGUUCUAGAGCUUUAAUUGGAGAAGAUGGACUUAAAGCUGGUCUAGCAUUCCCCACAGGAUGCUCAAGAAAUAACUGUGCUGCACAUUAUACUCCUAAUGCGGGUGAUCCUACAGUCUUAUUAUAUGAUGACGUUACCAAAAUUGAUUUCGGCACGCACGUGAAUGGUCGUAUAAUUGAUUGUGCGUUUACUUUGACUUUCAAUCCCAAAUAUGAUAAGCUUGUAGAAGCUGUGAGGGAUGCAACUAAUACAGGAAUAAAAGCUGCUGGUAUCGAUGUUAAACUUUGUGAAGUUGGUGAAGCCAUUCAAGAAGUAAUGGAAUCUUAUGAAGUUGAGCUUGAUGGUAAAACGUAUCCUGUUAAGUCAAUUAGAAAUCUCAAUGGCCAUUCGAUUGAUGCAUAUAGAAUACACGCGGGCAAAACUGUACCAAUUGUUAAAGGCGGUGAGGCAACUAUGAUGGAGGAGAACGAGUUCUAUGCUAUUGAAACAUUUGGUUCCACAGGACGUGGUAUUGUCCGUGAUGAUAUGGAUACAUCUCAUUAUAUGAAAAACUUUGAUGCUCCAUAUGUGCCACUACGACUCCAAGCAUCACAAAAAUUGCUGGGUACAGUCAAUAAGAACUUUGGUACAUUGGCAUUUUGUAAGCGCUGGCUUGAUAGGUUGGGCGCAACUAAAUAUCAAAUGGCACUAAAAGACUUAUGCGAUAAAGGAAUUCUUGACGCCUAUCCACCAUUAUGUGACAUCAAAGGCUGUUAUACAGCUCAGUUUGAACACACAAUUGUACUUAGACCAACAUGCAAGGAAAUCAUAAGCAAAGGAGAUGAUUAUUAA